Messenger RNA from Dibothriocephalus latus, 762 nucleotides. Lineage: Eukaryota; Metazoa; Platyhelminthes; Cestoda; Diphyllobothriidea; Diphyllobothriidae. The record is from the annotation of a GenBank genome assembly.
AUGCAGGAUAACUGGCAUGAAAUGCGCACCCCCCUAUACACCAGUUUCCUCGUUCUGACGAAGGUGUCUGAGAAGGUGAAUCGCGCUGGACUUUCGAAAGUUAUGCAAACGUUCGGCUCUCAUGAGAACUAUACUCACAUGGUACGUCAGUUCAUCGAUGGGAUGAUGGCGCGCGCCACAGACGACGAGCUUGUCUCCAAAGCAUUUGCUGUCACCAACGGAGUGAAGCGGGGUUGUGUCCUCGUACCCAUCCUUCUGAGUAUCAUGUUCUCUUCCAUGCUAAUGGAUGCCUACCGCGAUGAGUGUCCCGGGAUCCACAUCAACUUCAGAACGGACGGAGUUUAUGACCUGCUGUUCGCAGACGACUGCGCUCUCAAGACCACAACCGAAGCGGACAUGCAAAGAAGUAUGGACCUAUUUGCCGCAGGUUGCGCCAACUUUGCUCUAACCAUCAACACGGGCAAGAAGGUGGUCAUCUGCCGACCUACCCCGGGUGCCGACCACAACGCUCAAUGCAUCAACGUCAAUGGCUCCGAGCUCAAGAACGAGGGCAACCACAUCUUUCUCGGCAGCACUUUAUCCCGCAUAAUCCGAAUCAAGGACAAGAUGAUUCGACGGAUCUCCAAAGCCAGCCGAGCCAUCGGCCGGCUGUCAGUCUCCGAAUGGAAUUCUCACGGUCUUCAUCUGCCUACAAAAAUGAAGGUAAACAAGGCCGUCGUGCUCACAACACUCUCGUACGUAGGGGAGGCUUGGACCGUCUAA